Messenger RNA from Sardina pilchardus (European sardine), 2188 nucleotides. RefSeq names its product myelocytomatosis oncogene homolog (gene mych). The transcript has 3 exons. Lineage: Eukaryota; Metazoa; Chordata; Actinopteri; Clupeiformes; Clupeidae. The record is from RefSeq and is a predicted model, not a curated record. Gene Ontology annotation, biological process: positive regulation of cell population proliferation; regulation of transcription by RNA polymerase II. Bases 402 to 1487 code for a protein of 361 amino acids. Gene Ontology annotation, molecular function: DNA-binding transcription factor activity, RNA polymerase II-specific; protein dimerization activity; RNA polymerase II cis-regulatory region sequence-specific DNA binding.
AGGGACUAUAUAAUCGUUUGAAAGCAAAUAUCUCGUGAUUGUUGGUGACUUCUAUUUUGCGUCUUUAGUCAUUUCAGGUUGGUCACAAACAAUCUGAAAUUAGGCAUAGUUGUUUUAGUAUUUACUCAACCGUGUAUUAAAAUAAGUUUUGGCGCGAUUUUGCGGUGUGGAAGGAGACUUCGCAAUGUGGUAGUAUAUAGUUAAAUGCCCUCCCUGCUUGCCACACCUACUGUAGAGCCGUAUUGCACAUGGUAGGUUGCCAUGCUUCGUAGAAUAUCAACGAUAGAACCCGUUUUCUCCUUUUUUCAACCUUAGCAUUUGUUAACUUUUGUUCGCUAAUAUCGUAGCAGACGAUAUAUACCUACUAUUUCUCCUGUCGUCGUCCAUAAGAUUCUGCCAAAAUGUUGCAGAGUUUCUCGCCCUCUCACGAUUGGUUUUCCGACUCGGAACCGCUGCUCUUUGACGAGGAGUUCUGCCAGAGUCUGAUGCAGUCGAUCCCCACGCCGCCACAGUCUCCGCCGCUGAAGUCGGAUUUAAGUAAAGCCUUGUCAAAGGAGGACCAGUUGGAGCUCGUGUCGGAACUUUUGCUUGAGGAUCAAGACUUUCUUAAACUGAAUUGGAACUGUGAUUUUAUGCACGAGAAUGCGGUCGCUAUAAACAAAAACCAUCACGCUGAUGUGACGGAUGACUGUUUGUGGCAUAUUGGAGAGAAGUCACUGGACAAGUUAUCUGUGCUCUCAACCAGCCCGCUGCUCUCGGACAUCGACACCUCCAUUUUCGAAGAGAUUGCCGGCUCUACACUGGUAUGCCACGAUGCGGCGCUGGAGAACAAGUGUUCCGAGAAAGAGGAUUUUUUAUUAGACAGCCAGGAACAAAACGAGUCGUCCUCGGAUUACGGCUCUCUCUCUGCUGGAGGCGAAUCAUCAACUAGCGAUUCUGAGGAGGAGAUUGAUGUGGUGACGGUGAGGAGGUCCAGCACACGCUCUCAUCACCGCGAGCAGCAGGAGGAGAGCCGGCGAGAGCAGCUGAGGGCCCUCAAGCGUUGCCACUUGGAGAUCCAGCAGCAGCACAACUACGCCGCCCCUCGCCCCUCCUCUCCCAUUCGGACGGAGCCCCACGUCUCCGCCCACAAGCGCCAGCGCACGUCGGACUCCUCCCAGCGGCUGACCCUGUCUGGCCGCGGCGCGCGUGGACUCUCCUCCCGGCACACCGCUGACAUAGAGGAUGAGGAGGAGAGGCGGCGGACACACAACGUGAUGGAGAGGCAGCGGCGGAACGAGCUGAAGAACUGCUUCCUGCGUCUGCGAGACCAUGUGCCCGAACUGUCCAAUAACGACAAGGCCUCCAAAGUGGUCAUUUUGAAACGGGCCAGAGACAGUAUCAGGAACCUGGAGGUGGAGAACAAGAAACUGAACUCUAAGAGGGACAAACUGAGAGACCGGCAAGAAUGGCUCAAAUCCAGACUGGAGCAGUUACGAGGAGUAUGAGUCUUGCUGUGGUCAUUUCUGUCGGACUUGUCAUGGACCAGUUUGUGUUGAUGCUACGCACAAGCAAAGCAAAGUAUCCCUGCUGACUGUUAAACAACUAAAUAAGAGACAUUUCAUUUGUUCAAGAAUUGAAUUUGAAGUGUAUGUGCAUGUUGAGCACAGGAAUUGUUCUCAUUUUGCUUUUGCCAAAUUCUUGUACAGUCUUAAAUUUGUUUUUACUGUGCAUAACUCUAAUCAGUUGCCAGUUUAACAGCGAUUCCUUCAAGUGCUUGAAAUAUGGUGGUCUUUCACAUUCCCCCAGUUGUUAUUACGUUAACAUUUUAAAAUUUCUAUUUCCUUUGGGCUGGCUCCAAUGCUUCUAUGAUCAUGAUGAAGGGGGUUAAUGUAACUUUUACCAAUUCAGUAACUUGAUAGACAUGACCUGGUUUGUGUUAACUGAUAUUGAUUAGAAAAUGUAUAUAGAAACUCAAGUAUGCUAUUUUUUCAUCUUGUGUUAAUAUGAUAAUGGUUUAUCUACCUCUACUAGGACAGACCUGGGAAGCCUUUUUGGCAACUGUAAAUAUUUGUUUCAUUUUUGUACAUUUCUGUUUUUGUUUAUGUGUAAAUUAUUUAGUGUUUUUUCUUUGUUCAUUUGAAGUAAAGGUUGUGUUCUUUUGCAGCACUUUGUUUUAUUUUAUAGUAUAAUAAAGAAUGAACAGGAA